UUAAGAGUAUAAGAACAAGCGCUCUAGAAUUGCUCCAGUACAUUCACGCGAAGUUCAUCUUCGUCAAAAACAUCCAAAAAAGAGAAAACUAGCCUGGGAAGCCGCCCACUGGCGUUAGCGCAAUUCGUUUCCAACUACAGACAAGUCCAAGAUGGCGUCCCUCUUCUUAUGCAGCUCCCGACACGUGGCCGUCGUGAUCCUGGCCCUGCUAUGUUGCUCCCUACUCUGCGAAACGAGGGCACAACAGUUCUAUCCCAACGGACGGUACGGAAGAAGAAGCUCAGUCCCACCCCUGGCCGAUUCCGUCAGAGACAUCAGAGUGGCUUUUUUCGGAGAUGAUUCUGUGGUCUGCAAAUUCACCGGAUAUGCCGAUUACUACAGUUGUACAAGCCGGAAAGAAAUUCCAUCGUCGGAUCAAGUCCUCAACUGAUGGGUCGACCCAGCAUGAAAGAAUCCUUCCCCGUGAACGGUUACACAUCAUAUCCAACAAUAUUUAUAUGAAUCUGUAAGGAAACGUUAUUGACUAAAUAAAAAUCUUACU
Uloborus diversus is the source of this 541-nucleotide messenger RNA. RefSeq lists its product as uncharacterized. The record is from RefSeq and is a predicted model, not a curated record. The transcript is spliced from 4 exons. The coding region runs from base 152 to 430 and encodes 92 amino acids. NCBI's taxonomy places the organism in Eukaryota, Metazoa, Arthropoda, Arachnida, Araneae, Uloboridae.